This is a messenger RNA of Oncorhynchus nerka (sockeye salmon), 1890 nucleotides long. RefSeq lists its product as uncharacterized. Gene Ontology annotation, cellular component: plasma membrane. The record is from RefSeq and is a predicted model, not a curated record. The transcript is spliced from 6 exons. Bases 1098 to 1793 code for a protein of 231 amino acids. NCBI's taxonomy places the organism in Eukaryota, Metazoa, Chordata, Actinopteri, Salmoniformes, Salmonidae.
CUUGGUUGAAAAACAAAACCGCAGUGAGUUUCUGCUGACCUUUGACCUCUUGAGAGCAAACGAGAUCAGGUAUGGGCUGGCACACCAUGGCUAGGUUUCAUUCUAGAAAACUGAUCCCUCUGUCCUUGUUAUAUGGCAGAAACUAGGUGGAGCUAAUGUAUGUAAGGGGGAAACCAUUCGAGAAUAGAAGGGGAUAAAAUAAAAUGUAGAGCUUGUGUUGUGGAUGGGGUUGGGUCUAGUCAUGUGACAAACAAAACAACAUCCAAUUUAAACUUGAGUGGGUGUGCAAGCAGGUUAGCAGGAAAUAGCUAGGCUUUAACAGAGCUCUGUUGAUGGUUUCUCACAGAUUUUUUCACUUUGGAACCUUUCAGAUGUGUCUACUUCUUCUACUCCACUUAGAAACACAAUCAUCAGCCUACACUCAGACCAGUCAGAGUCAAAUAAAAAUGGACAAAGACAGUUAUACACUAAUUCCGCGUUCGUGCUAUAAGAAUUAUCGGAAGCUCAAAGUUCCCUGUGGGAAAUUUCGCUUGAUAGACACACCAAAUCGUAAUUACAAGUGGGAAACAGAAAAUUGUGUUUGCCAAGUUGUGACUUUUCACUCACUGACCUUUUACCUUUUCAACCAAAGGAUGACAAUCAGUUUAUUACAAUACAUAUUGACCUUAUCAAUAUGUAUAAUGUAGCUAAUUUGACCAUAUGUUAAAACAAGCUAGCUAAUAACUGGGAACUCGGAAAGAAAUGUGGUCAAAUCAUGACAUCAGUGAUCUUUAGGUCAGAAAGUCGGAACUAGUUUCCGAUUUAGAAUUCCGUGUUGGAUGACCGUUCAAAACGAUUUAUCCUAAUCGGAUAUCGUUUUCCUCCUAGUUCCCAGUUGUCGUGAACACGCUAUAGCCGGAGAUUUACCAGUUCCUAGUUGUUUUGAACGCGGCAUUACAGAGACUCACCAACCAAUCGAAUAAGAGAAAGGAGGCCUAAUCAGCCGAUCGGAUAAAGAGUGAAAUGUAAAUUAGCCAAUGAGAGUUAGACAGAGCAGCUGGAUAUAAUUUAGACUAGCCAAUCACAAUAAUGCCAUAGAGUGGAAUCUGCAGUGGAAUAUGCCGGAACAUUGGCAGUGCAUCCUGGACCAGCAUGCGAGAGAAAUGGACAAAGAGAGUGAGAAGUGGGCCAGAAUUCUGUGGGACUACCUUUGUCUGCCCCAUUCUCUGGAAAAGAGUGAUGUCAUAAUAGGCCUGGGUUGCCAUGAUGUGCGUGUGGCGGAGAGGUCAGCCGCUCUCUUCCUGGAAGGGUGGGCUCCUUGGCUGCUCUUCACUGGUUAUCAAGGCAACCAGACUGCAGGUGUGUGGUCGAGGCCAGAGGCUGACGUGUUCCUGGAUGUGGCUCUGAGGAUGGGAGUGCCCAGGGUGAACAUACUGCUGGAGACAGAGGCCACCAACACUGGAGACAACAUCUGCUUCUCAUACAGGCUCCUCAAGGAGAGAAACAUCCCAGCCAACAGGGUGAUCCUGGUCCAGCAGCCCUUUAUGGAGCGCAGGGUCUCUGCAACAUUCCUGCGCCAGUGGCCUGACCAAGGGGAACACACGCAUGUCAUCGUUACCUCCCCCCAGAUGGGCAUCUCUGCCUACCCCCAUCCCACUGUGGGCACUGCCACGGACCUCAUCACAUACAUGCUAGGUGUUCUAGAGAGGAUCCGUGACUACCCACAGAAAGGUUUCCAGGUGGAACAGGAGAUCACACCCAGUGCUCUCUCUGCCUACCACUGGUUCCUGCAGGCUGGCUACAUUCCCAAGUGAAUACACAACACACACACACUUGUGCUUAAGUUUCGCUAUGGACAUGUUGAUGCUGCAGAUGGUUGGGAAUUUAACAUUAAAUUUCAGUACAUUCAUA